This is a messenger RNA of Besnoitia besnoiti, 417 nucleotides long. RefSeq names its product Toxoplasma gondii family A protein. The record is from RefSeq and is a predicted model, not a curated record. Bases 1 to 417 code for a protein of 138 amino acids. Lineage: Eukaryota; Apicomplexa; Conoidasida; Eucoccidiorida; Sarcocystidae. The transcript has a single exon.
AUGGAGCCGUUGAUCCUCCACGCGCUUUCGGCUGUCUGCGCGGCGGGCGCCGCCCUGCAGAGCACUUGUACGCUGGCAGCGGAACUAAAACCCGAUUUUACAGGCACAAUUCCCAGAGAAGGCGUGAACACAGAAGCCCAGAAAGUUGUCUGGCUUGGAGCGUCGAGGACCCUUCUCGUUGAGGACUGGGCUGGCCCAAUUUUCUUGCCGCAGCUGGACGGGGGUUCCCCACCGGACCCUUCACUCGAGCAGAUGAACAGCGUGGCGUACGUAAUCGAAAACGGCGCCUGCGAUUUCAGCAAGACUGUGGAGUACAAGAAGUUAUUGCCUGACUACCAGGCACCGCUUUGGGUUCGCACCUCAUACGGGCAGUCCGGAGAGGUCGUGGAGUCGCAUGCGUCAGCAAUUGCGAACUAG